This is a messenger RNA of Penicillium malachiteum, 1422 nucleotides long. RefSeq lists its product as uncharacterized. Gene Ontology annotation, biological process: transmembrane transport. The coding region runs from base 1 to 1422 and encodes 473 amino acids. Gene Ontology annotation, molecular function: transmembrane transporter activity. The record is from RefSeq and is a predicted model, not a curated record. Lineage: Eukaryota; Fungi; Ascomycota; Eurotiomycetes; Eurotiales; Aspergillaceae. The transcript is spliced from 3 exons.
AUGGCGUCCAUAAGUUCGAACACAGAGGUGGAAUCUCAGAAUGAGACACACGCGACCGAGCACGUGGACAAUGGAGCGAGAUCUCUCUCUAUAAGAUCGAUCUAUCGAUCUAUCCCGUUCCAGAUCGCUAUUGCUAGCGGUGUCUCUUUCACUGCGCCAGGCAUGUGGGAUGCCAUGAACAAUCUUGGAGCUGGUGGUGCAGCAGAACCCUAUGCAGUUUCUGCAGCAAAUGCCCUGGUUUACGGACUUUUCGCUAUUGUCUGUGUUAUGGCGGGAGCUAUCAACAACCGUAUUGGACUUCGUUAUGGAUUGGUUAUUGGAGCAAUCGGAUACCCGAUUUACGGUGCUGGUCUUUACACAAACAACUACUCACCGACCACAUGGUUCAUGCUUUUCGGUAGUGCAUUGUGCGGUAUCUCUGCUGGUUUCUUCUGGGCUGCUGAGGCUGCGAUUAUCAUCGGAUACCCAAGCCCUAAGGAUCGCGCUUUCUACCUUGCUAUCUGGCAGACUGCAAAGGCUUCUGGUCCUAUCAUUGGUGGUGCAAUUAGUCUGGGCCUCAACGCCCAAAAGUCCUCGGCCGGAACCAUCAGUGCAGGAACAUACAUUGUCUUUAUUGUCAUUAUGUGUCUUGGACUUCCCAUUGCGCUUUGUCUGAGUCCAGCAGAGAAGGUGCUACGCAAGGACAGAACAUUGGUGCUCGUACACAAGCAGGCUACUUGGACAGCGGAGUUCAAGGCAGCCUUCAAGCUGAUCGCCACUCGUCGAGUCCUUCUGUUGCUUCCCGCAUUCUUCAUCAGUUACUUCUACAACGGUUUCCAGAGCACUUUCUUGACCGACUACUUCACCGUUCGGUCGCGUGCUUUCUCCUCAUUCUUCACCAACUUCGCCGGCAUUGCCUCCUCUUUUUUAAUCGCCACCCUUCUCGACCGACAAUCGAUCCACAUCAAGACUCGAGCCAAGAUCGCAUUCUCCGCCAUUGUGAUUAUACUCUCGGGUACUUGGAUCUGGGCUUGCAUUCUGCAGAAUCAAUUCUACAACGCGCCGACCGCACCUGUCUUUGACUGGUUCACAGGUGGAUUCGGCAAGUCCUAUGCUCUAGUCUUCUUCUGGAAUUUCGGAGGCCAGGCUUUCCAGCAAUAUCUUUACUGGCUCAUUGGUCAGUACAGUACCGAUAUCUCGUCACUCUCAUACCACUGCGGUAUUCUGAGAGGAUUCGAGGCCCUCGGCCAAACCGUUGCUUGGGCCAUGCAAUCUGAGGGUAAUGCCAACCACUUUGUUAGCAUUGGUCUCAACUUUGGUAUUACAAUCUUGUGUGUUGUUCCCACCUGGAUUGUUCUCUCCGAACUCGAACACAGCCACGAAGUGCAAGUCACCGUGGACGACGUGCCUGCGAAGGUACAUGAUGACGAUACCCAAGCUUAA